CGCUGCUGCUGGUAUAAGGUGUGUGGUUCGUGGUGAUCGCAUCCAGCCAAGCAGACUGUGUGUGUGUUUUCUCGUCGAGAGUCGUUCUUAGGUUGAAUUUGUAGGCUUACGACGAACUGAGAUCUCCAUUGGGAUCGUCUCUUCGACUGGGAACGCCUCGACGGAGGAGUCGAUCGUUCUAUUUUUUGUUCAUAUCGUAGCUCGUCGUCCAUGAUCCCAAGAUGUCGGACCAGGGCGAUUGGCGUGGACUGAGUCGUUGGGAACAAGAGUGCUCGGAUAGAGUCGACGAAAGCGAAUCUACAAUCGGUAGCCAGAUUGCUGCUGAACGCGACGCCGUGGCCCAACGUUUAUUUCUGCUAUUUCAAACUUCGGCGACAUCUGUAGCUCAGCUGUACAAGGAAUGCCAGAGUGGAGUCCGACUAUGGACAUCGUUCCAAAACGCGGCGUCAUCUGUAACAUCAUUGUACAAGGAAUGCGUCGAGUCUCAGAAGCGACAACAAGAACUAGCUAUACAAUUCGGAAAUCACCGGCGGAAUAAGGACAUCUUGGCGUGGGCGCACAAUCGUAAAAGGAGUAUUCGACGAGAAGAUCUUAUUAGCUUCUUGUCUGGACGCAAUCCGCGUCUUUCACCGCCAACGCAGACUGGUAGAAAUGGAGCUCAGUGGGGAUCACCUCGACGUUUCGACGUUCAACGAGGGCUCACCUGUCUGAGCUUGAGUGCAGGCGUUCCUUCCUCGGGUGAGGCGACAGGGGCUCCCCAUUCGUCCCAUGGACCCAUUGACGACGAUGACUUGGGGACGUUUCGUCAGGCCCUGGCUUUAUCCGCGUUCACUGUUGGAGCUGCGUCCGGAGCUCAUCAUUCGUCAUCACCUCGAACGUCGAAGACAGCGGAUCUCAGUCACUUCAUCACCGAAGAGUUCGCGCGACACGGUCGAAAGCGAACCCUGCCCUUGCCUUCGCACGGACAUCAUUCAGUAGCGAGCGCAAGUCAAGAUGGUUUGUUGCGGGGAUCUCCAACUAGCGAUGACGUCAUUAUGGAUAGCCCUCAACAUAAACGUCCCAAGUAUCUCUGAGUUCACGGUUUGUAAUCGCAUGUACGCCAAUGCGUUCGUAAAAUCGACGAAACGAAUCAACGUAUGUAGUUAUUGUAAUAGACCUUAUUCAAUGCCUUGGACCUCUCCUCCCGUCGAAAUCAAAGUUCGGUUAAAGCCGGGGAGACCGAGACGAGACUAGAGGUGCUUAUGAUCCCGGGAUGACCUGUGCAAAACGAUAUGUAUUCCCUGCUUGGCAUUAAUCGAAUUUGGCUCCAGCGAUCGGAUUCCGCGAAUGCAUGGAGCUCAUGAUUCAUCGGCAUUCGAUAAAAAUGAGGGGCGAUUGUCACCCUAUGAAAUAACUGGGAGAAGUAUGAGCUCGAGACUCCGCGGAGGCAAGACGAUUAAACACGGUUCCGAUCAGCCAUAUCGUCGCCGGAAAUUCGCGACAGCUACCGGAAUCGCCGCUCUUCGUCGCCGCGCCUGUGGCCGGUCAUUGUUGUAUUUUUGAUGAUGCUCGUAGCUUCCUCGGAAGUCCAACUGAGGCUUCAAGGAAGCCUGUGAGAGGGUGGUCAGACGAGGAUUAACCAUAAGGGUCUCAUCUGACAUAGUUUCCGAUCGUGAUCACGGAAAAUAUGGUGUCAUCUCUCGAAUCAGGAAGCGACUAAGGGGUAUCCCUCCGUCCCUCGUUCCAGACUCAUUCAAAGCUAGAUCCGGGGCCGACACCCCUCGUUCAGUUGUCCGUCGACGACACUAAGGAGUUCCGCCGACGAACCAAGGAGGAUAAUGGAUCCUAAGCAAAGCGUGUGUCCAGAGACUCAGACUACAGUCCGAGCGACCCCCGGUCGUCCCCGGUGUGUCAAUGUAUAUAUCUAUCCUUUGGAUACUGAAUGAGUUGUGUGAAAUGACCGAACAUGCUCAUCAAGGGCCCUCGAGCAAAAGCAAUUUGUCGAAGUGAUCAUACGGAUGACGCACCAGGAAUCAUGGAGUUGCUGAAUCGAAUCGAUUUCGUUCCCCUCUAGAAGGGAAUCGAGAAGAGUUCCACUCAUUCCCUGAUGCCGUCGCUGUCGUCAGACAGAUUUUUACGCACAUUUGUCGAGAGAAAAGGAAGAAGUUGAUUCCGCAACGCUCGUGACAGCUUUGCUUCGAGGUGUGUCGGUUGAAUAAUGAUCACUGGCUUUGUUGGGACGGAAGGAUUCGGCAUUUACUGUUAUUUCACCCAUGGAUACUUUAUGGGUCAAGACUGUAUUAGUUUCAUCGUAAAUGGAUCGCUUCAUGCGCACUCUUACGACAUCCGGCUAGUUCUUAAAGCGAUUAACAUUAUUUCUUUACCUUUAAGUAACCUCACCAUAAUUCGAGUACUUCUUGUUAUAUAUUAUAUAUAUAUAUAUUUG
Galendromus occidentalis (western predatory mite) is the source of this 2425-nucleotide messenger RNA. Its product is annotated as UPF0472 protein C16orf72 homolog. Bases 222 to 1073 code for a protein of 283 amino acids. The record is from RefSeq and is a predicted model, not a curated record. NCBI's taxonomy places the organism in Eukaryota, Metazoa, Arthropoda, Arachnida, Mesostigmata, Phytoseiidae. The transcript has 4 exons.